Molecule: messenger RNA, 1750 nt
Organism: Ruditapes philippinarum (Manila clam)
Lineage: Eukaryota; Metazoa; Mollusca; Bivalvia; Venerida; Veneridae
Product: alanyl-tRNA editing protein Aarsd1-B-like
Exons: 11
Coding region: 121-1374 (417 amino acids)
Biological process (GO): regulation of translational fidelity; tRNA aminoacylation
Molecular function (GO): aminoacyl-tRNA ligase activity; ATP binding; Ser-tRNA(Ala) deacylase activity
Source: RefSeq, a predicted model, not a curated record
ACAUUCCCAUAAUGCUGCAGUGUCCUACUUUCAGUUUCUACUUUCUUUUUGGAAUACACGCAAGUUAGUGUCAUACUGACUACUGAACAGGGCUCAGCACAGUUACACCAAUUUGUUAUAAUGGCGUUAGCCUGUCAACAGAACAGUUAUUUAAGAGAGUUUGAUACAAAAGUAAAGAGCUGUACUGCAGGUGAGUUAAAGGUAACUCAGAAUGGAAAGAAGGAAGUUCUGAAAGGUUAUGAAGUGAUUCUAGAAGAUACAGUUCUGUUCCCAGAAGGAGGUGGUCAGCCAGAUGACAGAGGCACAAUAAAUGAUGUUCCGGUGUUACGUAUAACAAGACGUGGAACAGACGCUGUCAACUUUGUCACCAGUGAGAUACCACCUGGUACGGACGUACAUCUCGUUGUUGAUUGGACAAGAAGGUUUGAUCACAUGCAGCAACAUUCCGGCCAGCAUCUCAUCACGGCUAUAGCAGAAAACGUGUAUGGAUAUAAAACUACAACAUGGAAUCUUGGAGACAAAGUGUCGUUCAUUGAACUUGACACUCCAAAAAUGACAGCUGAAGAAAUGGUCAAUCUUGAAUGUAUCUUAAAUGAGAAAAUACGUGAGGGUGUAAAAGUUUACCCGACAUUGUAUCACGACAAGGAUGAUCCGGAACUAGCAAAGGCGAGAUGUCGUGGUCUACCGGACGACCACGAAGGAGCUGUACGUGUUCUCACAAUAGAUGGAAUAGAUUCCUGUUUAUGUUGUGGAACUCAUGUCUCUAAUGCUUCUGAUUUACAGAUGAUAAAAUUGCUGUCAACAGAGAAAGGAAAGAGGAAGAAUUCUACAAAUCUCAACUUUGUAUGUGGGAAGCGUGUCUUAGACUACUUAAGUAGAUGUUAUGAUGUGGAAAAGUCACUUACAGCUCUUUUAAAAGGACCAUUAGAACAGCAUUAUGAACUUACUGAGAAAGCUGUGAAGGGGUCAAAGAAUUCUCAAAAGACAAUACAAACAUUAUUGAGAGAUUUAGCCACACUUGAGGCAGAGAAGUUCAAGUCUCAACAGACAAAACCUCCAUACUUUAUAUAUCACAGAAAAGAAGGGGACCUAGAUUUUUUGAACACACUCUUAAAAGAGAUUGGGGAUGAGACUGUGUUAUGUCUGUUAACGGCUGGGGAAGACAAGGGAACAGGUUUUGUUAUGAUGUCUGGUCCAGAAACAAUUGUCAAAGAUCUUGGUCCAAAAGUGAUGGAAGUGUUCGAAGGGAAAGGUGGUUACAGUAAAGGAAGAUUUCAAGGAAAGGCAAAUAAAUUACAGAACAGAACAAAGGCUGCCAAGCUGGUGCAGGAAUAUCAACAAGGAGACUUGCAGCAGACAACAAAUGAGUCUUGAUGAUGUUUUGUUGUUAUAGACAAUUAAGUUUUUAUUACAGACACAUAGACAUCCAUGUUAAAUCAAAAAAAGUAUUUCUUGUGGAUGAAAUAGAUUCUCUGUAUAACACUCUUUCCUAAUUUAAAAUAUAUUUAUUAAUUUUGUUUAACACAAAGGUCAGGUAAUUUGAAUUUCAUAGAAUAUGAAAAUUAUGUUGAACAUUAAUUUUAGUUAGGUCAUUAAUUUAAGCAUAUUUCACAACAACAAGGGCGGUCCUUUGCCCAUGUAGUUAUUGGUUAAUUUUUGUUUUUAACAAAAUUAACAGUCUUCCUAUUUCUAUCAAACACCUUUCAAAUUUGAUUUCAAUUAUUUCACUUUCAACAUGCUUGUUUAUCUA